CCCCCUCCCCCUCCCGCCGCAGCGACGGCAGCAGCUGGUCUCGGUGUAAACAAGUCGCGGCGACUGGGAACCAGGGCCUGGGGGGGGACGGCGCCCACCAGGAGCGCCCCCUACUCCCAGGCCAGCCACCCCGGAGGACCGGCUCCCGCGCGCCCAGGCAAGGUGAGGCCCGCAUCGUCAGGGCUGUGCGUCGCCCCGCGCCCCCGCCCGCCAGUGAGGACUGCCCCCUCCCCGGCGCCCGCUCCCCACACCCGCGCCCCAGGCACUGGGCUCUCUUUGCUCCCCGUGGGCUGCUCCCCGAGUGGGGCCAUUGCCUGCAGCCCCCGCCAUGGUGCGGAUUUCAAAGCCCAAGACAUUUCAGGCUUACUUGGAUGAUUGUCACCGGAGGUAUAGCUGUGCCCACUGCCGUGCUCACCUGGCCAACCACGACGACCUCAUCUCCAAGUCCUUCCAAGGCAGUCAGGGGCGUGCCUACCUCUUCAAUUCUGUGGUGAACGUGGGCUGCGGGCCAGCCGAGGAGCGGGUGCUGCUGACAGGCCUUCAUGCUGUCGCUGACAUCCACUGCGAGAACUGCAAGACCACUUUGGGCUGGAAAUAUGAACAGGCCUUCGAGAGCAGCCAGAAGUACAAAGAGGGGAAGUACAUCAUUGAACUCAACCACAUGAUCAAAGACAAUGGCUGGGACUGACCCCUGCUCUUUCCGCAUGUGGCUCCAGCCCGGCUUGGCCGCCAGGGGGCGCCACUGGCUUCCCUUCGCUGCCAGAAGGGAGCUUUGGACCCUCAGAGCCCCUGCGGAGGACGGAUCCAGCUCCUGUACUUAUAUUUUACUGCAUGCACUGUGACCUUGGGGGGAGAUCAGAAGGUGGACGACCACCCCCGCCCCCUACCUCCCUGCGAUCUGGCUGGCUUGGAUCUCAUUUUUUAACCUCUUCCUGCCCCGCCUAUCCUAUAGAUACGGCCUGUGUACUGUUUUCAGAGCCCAGUGCACCAUCUGCCCUGUGAACUCCUCCCACUGGGCCCCUCUUACCGCACGCGUGUCUGCUCCCCUUGUUCUGUAGCAUUUGUAUAUAAUAAAACAAUGGAGUGGAGACAG
This is a messenger RNA of Phyllostomus discolor (pale spear-nosed bat), 1093 nucleotides long. RefSeq names its product yippee like 3 (gene YPEL3). The record is from RefSeq and is a predicted model, not a curated record. The coding region runs from base 329 to 688 and encodes 119 amino acids. The transcript has 5 exons. Lineage: Eukaryota; Metazoa; Chordata; Mammalia; Chiroptera; Phyllostomidae.